Eurytemora carolleeae is the source of this 2226-nucleotide messenger RNA. Its product is annotated as thimet oligopeptidase. NCBI's taxonomy places the organism in Eukaryota, Metazoa, Arthropoda, Copepoda, Calanoida, Temoridae. The record is from RefSeq and is a predicted model, not a curated record. Gene Ontology annotation, molecular function: metalloendopeptidase activity. Gene Ontology annotation, cellular component: mitochondrial intermembrane space. Bases 27 to 2177 code for a protein of 716 amino acids. The transcript has 13 exons. Gene Ontology annotation, biological process: proteolysis; peptide metabolic process.
UAUUUAUUUUUAAGAAAUAUUUCAAAAUGUUCCGAGUGUUAUCUCUGUUAUCAGUGAAUCGACUUAUUUCUCCUGCAGUUUCAUACUCCUCCUUCCCCUUACACAAUCCAUAUUAUUAUUCAUGUAAUCAAAUAUGUAAUUUAAACCCUCAAAUUACUAUUAAAAACAAUCAUUGUCCAUUUCUGAACCUUAAAUCAUCUAGAAGUGGGUUUUCAACCGCUCAAUACUUCCAAUACUUAAAUUCAGAUCUGAAAAUGGCUCCUCCAUCAGGUGUAACCAUGAGCUACGAUUAUAGAAAACAAUCUGCUGAUAGUAUUAUAGCUGCAGCUGAACAACUGAUUAAGGACUUGAAGGUUGUGUACGAUAAGAUUGGAGCUCUAGAACCUGCUGCUGUUAAUUAUGAAACUGUUCUCAAACCUUUGCUUGAUGUUGACCGGGAGGGGCAGACCAGAGGAACUGCUAUUCAGCAUCACUAUAUUCUAUAUUUAUCCGAAUUAUUAACUUGUGUUUUAAGUAAAACUGCUGAAGCUGAGACUCUAAACGAUGAAUUAAAAAGAUAUUUGGAGAAGAGUAUUAUUACAGGGAAAAGGAACGGUCUUCAUCUUUCUGAAGAAGAGAGAGAUCAGAUUAAAGUAAUUAAAAAAAGAAUUAGUGAGCUUGGUAUUGACUUCCACAAGAAUCUAAAUGAAGAUACGACUCAUCUAUACUUUGAUAUAAAGGAACUAGAAGGAGUAUCUAUGGAUCUAAUAAACUCCCUGGAGAAGAAUGAAAAUGGGAAGGUUCAGGUUACCAUGAAGUAUCCACACUUCUUCCCUGUUACUAGGAAAUGUAAAGUACCAAAGACACGGUUCCUGAUGGAGAAAACCUUCCAGUCCCGUUGCAUGGAGGAGAAUACCAAAAUUAUUGAGGAGAUCGUUGAACUCAGGAAACAGCAGGCAGAUAUAUUAGGAUACAAGAACCAUGCUACCUAUAUACAAGAGAUAAGGAUGGCUAAGAACCCUGAUACAGUUUCGGAGUUCCUGACUACCCUGGGGGUUAAGCUACAACCUCUGUGGAAGGCGGAAAAGGAGGUUCUCUUGAAACUCAAGAAGGAGGAGACGGAGGAGCUCGGUCUAGAGUUCAAUGAGAAGCUGGACUACUGGGAUUUCCGUUACUACACAUCAAUGGUGGAAGAAAAACACUACGCUGUAGAUCAGGAGAAACUUAAGGAAUAUUUCCCUAUGGAGGUUGUAACCUCAGGACUGAUGGAUAUCUAUCAGAGGAUUCUUGGACUCAAGUUCACUAAGCUGGUCAACCCAGAGGUCUGGGCAGAUGAUGUUGAGGUUUAUCAGGUUGAUGAUGUUGAGACUGGAUCUACUCUAGGAUACUUCUACCUGGAUCUAUAUCCUAGAGAUGGAAAAUAUGGACAUGCAUGCAUGGUUCAGCUACAGCAGGGUUGUCUAGACGGUGAGGGAAAGAAGCAGAAGAGUGUAGUUGCAAUGAUCUGUAACUUCUCUAAAUCUACCGCAGACAAACCUUCUCUCCUAGACCAUGGAGAGGUUAGAACCUACUUCCAUGAGUUUGGUCAUGUUAUGCAUGGAAUCUGUUCUCAAGCAGAGACAUCACGAUUCUUUGGGACUAACGUGGAGCGGGACUUUGUGGAGGCUCCCAGCCAGAUGCUGGAGAACUGGGUGUGGGAGGAGGAAUCUCUCAACCUCAUGUCAUCCCACUACAAGGAUGGAACCCCUCUGCCCAAGGAUAUGCUGGAGAACCUCGUCAAAUCAAAGAACGCCAACUCCGGAGCAUUCAAUCUUCGUCAAAUCUACCUGGCAACCUUUGACCAGCGUCUUCACAGUAGUGGGGAUAAGGUUAGUACAGCUGAUCUAGCUGCUGAUACCUAUAAAGAGUUCCUUGGUGUUGAUACUAUUCCUGGAACUAACUUUGCUGCUACAUUCGGUCAUCUGGUUGGUUAUGAUGCUCAGUAUUAUGGAUAUAUGUGGAGUGAAGUCUACAGUCAGGAUAUGUUCAGCUCAAGGUUUGCUAAAGAGGGAGUCCUCAAUCUGAAAACUGGUUUAGAUUACAGGAACCUUAUACUUGCACCAGGUGGAUCUAAGGAUGGAAUGGAUCUAUUGAAGAGUUUCCUAGGCCGGGAACCUACUCAGGAGGCAUUCCUUCAAAGUCUGGGUCUAGCAGCAUAGAUUAUUAUAAUCAUUAAACAUGGCGAUAUAAAUAUUGAUAAAACAUUAA